Molecule: messenger RNA, 2881 nt
Organism: Medicago truncatula (barrel medic)
Lineage: Eukaryota; Viridiplantae; Streptophyta; Magnoliopsida; Fabales; Fabaceae
Product: type IV inositol polyphosphate 5-phosphatase 6
Exons: 13
Coding region: 452-2320 (622 amino acids)
Biological process (GO): phosphatidylinositol dephosphorylation
Molecular function (GO): phosphatidylinositol-3,4,5-trisphosphate 5-phosphatase activity; phosphatidylinositol-4,5-bisphosphate 5-phosphatase activity; inositol-polyphosphate 5-phosphatase activity
Source: RefSeq, a predicted model, not a curated record
CUCUCAUUGCGCUUUAUUCAGUUGAAAUUCGAUACUUUGCUGUUGUUGCAGAGAACAAGGACCUAUGUUUCCAAGAGAGAGAAACUGAAACAUAAGUUGAAAAAACCUCUCUUUAUUUCUUUCUUUGCCCUGUCACAAUGUCUUGUUCUACUUCACAAUCUCACCAUUAUUAAAUUCAACACUUUAAAGGGCUUCUCUUCCCUCACUUUCUUCUAACUUGUUUCAUUAUUUCCUUACUUAGGACUUUGUCUUUAAUCACACAACAACUUAUGAGACCACCUUGUUCUUGUUUUUCUCUUCUCAAAAAACAAAGCAAAAAGUGUUGAAUUUGGUUUCUUCAAUUACCAAGUACUACUAUUUUGUUGAUAACACUGAGAAAGAAAGAAAGAAAAAAAAAAAAAAAAAAGCAUUCUUGAGGAGGUGUAUGAAGUAAAACUAAAAGAGAUUCACAAUGAGAGAUGAGAAUACCAAGAAAAGCAAGCUCUCAUGGUCAAAGAAAAUGGUCAGAAAAUUCUUCAAUAUCAAAUGCAAAACUGAAGACACUACUCAACAAAGGGACGGUUUUGCUUCUGGAGGAGGUGGCUUGGAAUACAGAAGCAGGAGUAGUUUGUCUGAGAGAGAGCCAAGCACAAUCAAAAAGAGCAAAACAGAGAAAUUUAGCAGGAACUCGAGUCAGGUUAGGCGAGCGAGGAUGAACCUUGACCAUCCUAGAAUUAUAGAUGUCCAUAACUAUAGCAUUUUUGUUGGUACAUGGAAUGUGGCCGGAAGAUCCCCGCCGAGUAAUUUGAGCAUAAACGAUUGGCUUCACGCCUCACCGCCUGCAGAUAUUUAUGUUCUUGGAUUUCAAGAGAUAGUUCCCUUGAAUGCUGGUAAUAUCUUAGGGGCAGAAGAUAAUGGCCCUGCCAAAAAAUGGCUAGCUCUCAUUGGAAAUGCUUUAAACAGUCUUCCCGGUACUAGUGGAGGUAAUGGAUACUACACACCUUCUCCUAUACCUCAGCCAGUGGUAGAAUUGAAUGCCGAUUUUGAAGGAUCAGCUAGGCAGAAGAAUUCAUCAUUCUUCCAUCGGCGAUCCUUCCAAACAACUUCUAGCAGCUGGGGAAUGGACAAUGAUCCUUCAACCGUGCAACCACGACUAGACCGAAGAUUCAGCGUCUGUGAUCGGGUGAUUUUUGGCAACAGGAAAAGUGACUUUGAUCCUAGUUUAAGAUGGGGUUAUAGGCCUAGUGACUAUUCAAGGGCAAGUGACUCUCGACCGAGUGACUAUUAUACAAGGCCAAGUGACUCUCGACCGAGUGACUAUUAUUCAAGGGCAAGUGACUACUCUCGACCGAGUGACUAUUAUUCAAGGGCAAGCGACUACUCUCGACCAAGUGACUAUUCAAGAUGGGGUUCAUCUGAAGAUGACAAUGGCCUCGAAGAUUCUCCGAGUACAGUCCUGUUUUCACCAAUGUCUUAUGGAGGACCUGCUGCAUCGGGUGAAGAUGGAUACAGCAUGCCGGGGCGCUCAAGGUACAGCCUUGUUGCAAGUAAACAAAUGGUUGGAAUCUUUCUUACCGUUUGGGUGAGAGGUGAAUUGAAGGAUCAUGUUAAAAACAUGAAAGUAUCGUGUGUUGGUAGAGGAUUGAUGGGUUAUCUCGGAAAUAAGGGAUCCAUCUCAAUUAGCAUGUCUCUGCAUGAAACAAGCUUCUGCUUUAUUUGUAGCCAUUUAACCUCAGGACAGAAAGAAGGUGAUGAACUAAGAAGAAACUCUGAUGUAUUGGAGAUUCUUAAAAAGACAAGGUUUCCACGUGUUCAUGGUUCUGACAGUGUGAAGUCUCCGGAGACAAUCCUUGAGCAUGAUCGAAUUAUAUGGCUUGGAGAUUUAAAUUAUCGAAUAGCCCUCAACUACCGUUCUGCGAAGGCGCUUAUUGAGAUGCAAAACUGGAGAGCAUUGUUAGAGAAUGACCAGUUGAGAAUAGAGCAAAAGCGAGGCCGUGCAUUUGCAGGAUGGAAAGAAGGGAAGAUUUAUUUCCCUCCAACAUAUAAGUAUUCAACCAAUUCAGAUAGGUAUGCUGGAGAUGAUAUGCAUCCAAAGGAGAAAAGGCGAACACCUGCUUGGUGUGACCGUAUUUUGUGGCAUGGAGAAGGUCUACGUCAAAUAUCUUACGUACGCGGAGAAUCGAGAUUUUCAGACCACAGACCGGUUUAUGGCUUAUUUUGGGCCGAGGUUGAGUCAAACCAUGGAAAAUUGAAGAAAAGUAUGAGCUGUUCUCGUUCCAGAAUCCAAGUGGAGGAACUUUUACCAUAUUCUCACGGAUACACUGAGCUAAACUUUUUCUAAGGGCAGGAGGACUAAUUGUGAGAUAUGUGCAGCCGUGUUCAACAAGCGGGAGUACCUUUGAAGUUUGAUGAAAGAGACAAAGCAUUUCCCAAAUACCAAGAAAGGUGCUAAUAUGUAAUUUCACUUAACACUCAUGCCUUACCCAACAACAACACAUGAUCAGUAGAUUCCAUCAAACAUCAUAAUCAUAAUCAUGUUGUUGUGUUAGCUAACUCAUGCCAGCUUCACUUUGUUCAUAAUUUGAUACCUUAUUAACAAACACUCAACUUUCUAUUGUCUCAAUGCUCCGUACCAUAUCCUGCACAAUCAUUAUUAGCCAGGAGUGGUAAAGAAGACAUUAUUUAAUUCAUGAUUCUUUAAUUAUUUUUGGAGAAACAUUGUCAAAAUCAUCAUAUGGAGGCGUGUACUACUAGCUUUUACUGUUUUUUUGUUUUUAGUUUCUAAUGUUGAAAAUUUUGAUGUAUACUGAUUAUUGUACAAAUUAAAGAAAAAGAAAGAAAUUUAUAGUUAAUUAAUUAAUUGAUUAAUGAUAGAAUUCCAGAGCCUGGCUCACACUGCAUA